AUGGCCAGACCGGUAGUCAUGGCAGCUAUGGCGUUGCUCACCUUUCUAGGAUUUCUAUUUCUGCUGUUCCCUUCGUCGUUCUCACAGUCCUCAGAACCCAUUGGUAAGGCUUCAGAUCCAAUCGUUUCCGCCCAGCAAGAUGGAGACUACUUGGUCGGCGUGGGAAAAGCAGACAUCACUGGACCCGUCGUUGAGAUCAACCUGAUGGGGUACGCGGACACGGCGCAAACAGGCACAGGUCUUCGACAACGGCUCUAUACGCGAGCAUUCAUCUUUGCGAACUCCGAGUCUCCCUCCGAAAGAGUAGCAUACCUUGUUCUUGAUACGCAGUCUGGCGACACAGCCAUUCGUCAUGGCAUUCUGGAGGGUCUCAAGGGCAUGGGACCAGAAUAUGAUGUCUACAGCCGGAGCAACGUUGCUGUCACUGGUACUCAUAGCCAUUCUGGUCCAGGUGCGUGGUUGAACUAUCUACUGCCUCAGAUCACCAGCAAUGGUUUCAGCAAAGAGAGCUAUCAAGCAAUUGUCGACGGCUCUCUCCUCGCCAUACGUCGUGCGCACGAGUCCUUGACGACAGGUACCUUACGUUAUGGAUCUGCCAAGGUUGUUGAUGGGAACGCAAAUCGCAGCCCAGCCGCGUAUCUUGAGAACCCGGCAUCUGAACGUGCACAAUACACGGACGAUGUGGACAAAGACCUCACUCUUCUAGAGGUCAGCAGUGCUGGCAGGACCCUGGGGCUGCUGUCGUGGUUUCCAGUACAUGGCACCUCUCUGUAUCAGAACAACACGCUUAUAACUGGAGACAACAAAGGCGUGGCAGCGUAUCUGAUGGAAGAGGCCAUGAAGUCAACAAAUCCAUCUUUCGUCGCCGGCUUUUCUCAGGCGAAUGUCGGCGACACCACACCCAACACUCUGGGUGCGUACUGUGAAGAAACCGGCCUCCAAUGUACUUUUAAUGACAGUACCUGCGAUGGAAAGACCCAGGGAUGCCAUGGACGAGGUCCCUUCUUCCAGUAUAAUGAUCAAGGCACCAAGUCAUGCUUUGAUAUCGGACGAAGACAGUAUGAGGCAGCUAGAUCUCUGCUGGAUAGCGCAGACCUGCAGCCGAUCACUGGUCCCACGGUUUCAUCCUACCAUUUCUUCCAGGACAUGUCGAACUUCACCUUCAGCAACCCGUUGGAUCAAUCUCGCGAAGCCAAGACCUGUUCCGCAGCACUCGGCUACAGCUUUGCAGGCGGUACAACUGAUGGACCUGGGGCCUUUGACUUCACACAAGGCUUGAAUGACACAGAUGACUCCCCAGCACUCGACAAUCCAGUAUGGAAAGCAGCAAGAUUCUUUCUGCACCAGCCAUCUGAUGCGCAGAUGAAAUGUCAGAGCCCUAAGCCAAUUCUGCUUGACGUGGGUGCCACUACAAAGCCGUAUCAGUGGUCACCCAACAUUGUGGACAUCCAAAUGCUUCGAGUCGGAUCUCUGUUCAUGAUCAUCGCGCCUGGAGAAGCUACGACCAUGUCAGGCCGUCGUUGGCGAAAGGCUAUUGCUGAAGGCGCGUCCGGCCUGCUUGACGUUGAAGACCCAAAAGUUGUUAUCGGCGGACCAGCCAAUACCUAUGCUCACUACAUUGCGACAGAAGAGGAAUAUGGGUUCCAGCGAUAUGAAGGUGCAAGCACACUGUACGGCCCACAUACUCUGGCAGCCUACGUGAACCUCACUGUUCAGCAUCUGCCGUACCUGGGUAAUGCGGCAGAGGUUACCCAGCUUCCAGCACUUGCCCUUGGACCAUCACCUCCUAUCAAUGUCAACAACUCAUUGUCGUUUAUUACUGGAGUAGUGGUAGACAACCCACAAAUACUGAAGAAAUUCGGUGAUGCGCUCGAGUCACCAGACUCUGCCCAGAUUUUCACGGCUGGCGAAAUUGUGGCAGCAAAAUUCGUCGGCGCGAAUCCGCGGAACAACUUCCGUUUAGAGGGCACCUUUGCUGCCGUCGAGCAACGUGACGAGGCAACUGGUCAAUGGUCUGAGGUCCGCACCGAUAAGGACUGGUUUCUCGUAUACAAUUGGAAGCGUACCAGUACAAUAUUGGGGACCAGUGAAGUCACUCUGGAAUGGGAGAUUGAGCCGGGAACGCCGAAGGGCGUGUAUAGACUACGGUACUAUGGAGAUUGGAAGAGUCUUGGAGGGAAGAUCACAGCGUUUGAAGGGACCAGCGGCACUUUCAAUGUCGAUGGCGGUGGGAGUGGCGGAAGCAUUGUUGACGAAUUACUCAGGAUGUAA
Messenger RNA from Cyphellophora attinorum, 2271 nucleotides. Its product is annotated as Neutral ceramidase. The coding region runs from base 1 to 2271 and encodes 756 amino acids. Gene Ontology annotation, biological process: sphingosine biosynthetic process; ceramide catabolic process; long-chain fatty acid biosynthetic process. Gene Ontology annotation, cellular component: extracellular region. Gene Ontology annotation, molecular function: N-acylsphingosine amidohydrolase activity. The record is from RefSeq and is a predicted model, not a curated record. The transcript has 2 exons. Lineage: Eukaryota; Fungi; Ascomycota; Eurotiomycetes; Chaetothyriales; Cyphellophoraceae.